AUGACUGAACUAAUGAAUGGAGAGCGAUUAAUGCCUUCCUCAUCAUCCUCUUCAAAUAUGUUGUCGGGUGAAGAGCAGCGUGUAACUGCUAUCGGAGAAGAGGGAUCUUCGAUGCCCGUAGCCACUGAUAUCAAUACUAAGGAACAACAGGGUGGUGAGAACGGGGUUGAAGGAGAAGAACACAACAAUAACAACACAUCGUUGAUGAGCAAUCAGGACGGGAAUGAGAGUCCAAUAGUGGGCUCACCGAGCGGAAAAGAUGCUGCGACAACAAACAAUGUACAAGCAACUCAACAAGUCGAAGUACAAACAAUCAUUCAAGAUUCACGAACUCAGAUUGACGAAUCAGUUGGAGUUAUUAAAUCUAAAAUUCGAGAGGGAACAAAACUUGUCACCAAUGUGAAAGUAGAAAGCGACAUGGAAGAGAAUAAGAGACGACUCAAGUAUGACGUCAAGAAAGAGGAAAUACAACAAAAAUUGAAAAGUGAGGCUAUUGUGAGCUCGAAAAAGAAUGCAGCAAUCCAAAUGAAAUGGCCUUCUUUGUAUGACAAGAAAACUCAUCAAGAAUUAAUGGACAAGCUUUUAGAACAACAAGAAAUGUGUUUAAAGGUGAUUGAGAGUAAACAAGCUCUCAUUAAAGAGCUUGGCCAAGAACUCAAACAGAGAGAUGAAGAGUAUGUGAAGGCCUUAAAGAAACAGACCAAAGAUUUAGAUACUCUGAUUGAAAGAAUGAAUGCUCAGGUGAAAGAACUCAUCGACUUGUACACGUUAGAGUUGUCCAGAAUCGAAACAUCUUUCGAAAAAGAGAGAAAAGAACUGAUUAAACGAAAUUUGGAGGAAUUUCAGGCAAUUGCAGAAGAACGAAGUAAAAAAGAAGAGAACUAUGCUCUAAGUAGAAUACAAAAGGUCGACGAAUAUGAACAACAGCUCAAAGUGCUGGCAGAUCAAGAGAUGGAAAAGUAUGCCAAGAAAAAAAAGGAACUCCUUGAUGAAAUUCAUGAAUACGAGCAAGAAAUUGACUCAAUUAGAGGAGAAUACCAACUCAUGGCCCAAAAAUUGGAAUAUUACUUUGAAGUACUGGUGGACAGAGUGGAGGACAACAAAACUGCAGUCCGAAACAAUCGAGCUCUCUUGGCCAAAUUACAAGAUCAGUUGAGUGGAAUCAAGGCAAAAUACAUUCGCGACGACAACAAAUAUAAGGCAGAAAACAAUGAGACGACCGAACAAUUUAAGAGGCUGAGCAUUCAAUACAAGGAUUUACUACAAAAAUUUAAAUAUUUUGAAGAAGCAGACACCAAGAAGUAUAAAGAUAUUUGGAAAAUGAAUCAGGAAAUUGUGGAGGAUUUGGCUGAAAAAUUAAAGAAGGCUGACGAGAUUAUCACCACACAACAGCUUGGCCUCAGGUGGAUACCACCAGAGGAAGAUAUCAAAAGCAUUCCAGAAAAAACUCAAGACUAUACAACUACUAUUCAAGAGACGUCAGUCAACUUGGAGUCCUCAUUUUCGGAAUCUGUGAGUGAGUCUUCCAAAGACACAGCAACAAAUAACACCAUGACUCCCGCUGGAGAGACUGUUCGAUUAAUUUUCGAGACCCUUUGUGACAGUGCAGGGUUUUUAGUUGAGGAGAAGGUUGAAAAAUUGUUGCAAAAAUUACCUCCUGAAGAGUCAAAGGUGUUGAAAGUUGAUAACAUUUUGCGAGUCAUAGGAAUCGAUACUCCUGAAGAAACUACUAAGAUGAUUAACUUUUUUAUCCAAUGUAUUGAAGAAGAAAAAGGAAGCAUAGAGGAUCUUCAUGACAUCUCCACAGAGCUCUUGAUCAAGAUCUUGAGAAAAUUUGUUGAGGAGCAAAAUAAGAAGGCCAUGAUGGAGCAAAACGAAAGUGGUAGAAAGAAGAAGGUAUUAAGCACCGUCGAAAAAGCGAAGGACAGAAAACGAAAAGAAGAAAGAGAGUUUUGGAAAAGAAUGGCACAAAUUAUUCCAGAAUCGAGGUAUAAGGUCUGGGGAGCUCUUGAAAGAGGUUUAGAAAAAUAUGGAGAAAUUCUUGCAAAACGAGAGAAGUUAAUCACUGAAACAGAAAUGAUUCGAAAGCAGAACAAUGAGCUUCGGGACCUUCUCAAUCAAUACAUGCAGCAGAAAAUCAAUGAGGAACUAUUGGUUCCCACACAAAAGAUGUUGUAA
Naegleria fowleri is the source of this 2178-nucleotide messenger RNA. RefSeq lists its product as uncharacterized. The record is from RefSeq and is a predicted model, not a curated record. Gene Ontology annotation, cellular component: axoneme; axonemal dynein complex. The transcript has a single exon. Gene Ontology annotation, biological process: axonemal dynein complex assembly; regulation of cilium movement; cilium-dependent cell motility. Lineage: Eukaryota; Heterolobosea; Eutetramitea; Acrasida; Naegleriidae. Bases 1 to 2178 code for a protein of 725 amino acids.